Molecule: messenger RNA, 3850 nt
Organism: Plectropomus leopardus (leopard coralgrouper)
Lineage: Eukaryota; Metazoa; Chordata; Actinopteri; Perciformes; Serranidae
Gene: yme1l1b
Product: YME1-like 1b
Biological process (GO): mitochondrion organization; protein quality control for misfolded or incompletely synthesized proteins
Cellular component (GO): mitochondrial inner membrane
Molecular function (GO): metalloendopeptidase activity; ATP-dependent peptidase activity; ATP hydrolysis activity
Source: RefSeq, a predicted model, not a curated record
GGUGCCGCUGAAGUUCGCAGCUCGUCCUGCUAUGCCUGCUACAGAGAGAUAAAGCGGCAGAAAUACGGACCUUUAACUCCCAGGGGCAGCGGGGAAAGUUGCGUAGCGUAUCGGCUGUCGUGUACCAGCGAGGAUUAAAAAAUGUUUUCUCUGUCAAUGACUGUCCAGCCGCAGGUGACUGUACCUCUGAGCCACCUCAUCAAUGUCCUCCACUCGAUGAAGAGCUCCGUGGGGAGCAGCAGCAGCAGCAGCAGCAGCACCUCCUGCAAAUCAAGAAAACACAAGGAGCAUGCCUCAGAGUCAGACCUACACCGCACAGAGCCCACGUGGAACCUGCGUGAGCUCGGCUUAUCAGACCUGGGAGUGCGGCAGCUGGAUGAGCUGGUGAACAGUGUGUUACCACGCUUGAGUUCGCAAGAGGCGCCACUUCCACUGGGUGGACAGACGGCCUGGAACACGUCACAUCUGUCUUCAUACUCCUUUUACUACAAUAAGCAUGGCUUCUCGUGUGGUGCAAUGCCCCUGUCUUAUACCAGGCAGCACCCUUCACCUCUUCAGACUGUGUGCACAGAGCUGCAACACUGGCCAGUUUGGGUCCCGAGCAGAGGCUUUAAAACUUUAAGGAACAAAACCAGACGACUGCAGUCAGCCCCUGAACGCCCCCUGGAAUCUGAAGGGUUCACACCAUCUUUCAUGAGGGGCUUCCUGACACGUGACAAGGGGUUUGAAGUUGAAAGUCUCGACAGCCUGUUGAAGAGCAAGAACUUACCUGACGGACAGCAGGAUGCGUUCAAGAAGGGCUUCGCCGAGGGUUUUCUGAAAGCCCAAGCGCUGACACAGCGCACACAAGACUCUCUGAGGAGGACUCGUCUCAUCCUGCUGGUGCUGCUGCUUGUUGGACUCUACGGUAUCUCCAAGACCCCCUUCAUAUCGGUACGGUUCCGAACCACAUCAGGCCUGGACUCUGCCGUCGACCCCGUCCAGAUGAAAAACGUGACCUUUGAGCACGUCAAAGGGGUGGAGGAAGCAAAGAACGAGCUGCAGGAAGUGGUGGAGUUCCUGAAGAACCCGCAGAAGUUCACAGCUUUGGGAGGAAAGCUGCCAAAAGGGGUUUUACUGGUUGGUCCUCCGGGGACGGGAAAGACCCUCCUGGCCAGAGCGGUGGCGGGAGAGGCGGAUGUGCCGUUCUACUACGCCUCAGGGUCUGAGUUUGACGAGAUGUUUGUUGGAGUGGGAGCCAGCCGCAUCAGGAACCUUUUCAGGGAGGCUAAAGCUAAUGCUCCCUGUGUGAUCUUCAUUGAUGAACUGGACAGUGUUGGUGGGAAAAGGAUCGAGUCUCCCAUGCACCCUUACUCCAGACAGACGAUCAACCAGCUGCUUGCUGAGAUGGACGGGUUUAAGCCAAAUGAAGGCGUGAUCAUCAUCGGAGCAACCAACUUCCCAGAGGCUUUGGAUAACGCCCUGAUCCGCCCGGGACGUUUCGACAUGCAGGUGACUGUCCCCAAACCAGACGUGAAGGGACGCACAGAGAUCCUCAACUGGUAUCUGAAGAAGAUUAAAGUGGAUCCAGCCAUUGAGGCCAAAAUAAUUGCCCGGGGCACAGUGGGCUUCUCUGGCGCUGACCUGGAAAAUCUGGUCAACCAGGCUGCCCUGAAGGCAGCGGUCGAUGGCAAAGACAUGGUGACCUUAAAGGAGCUGGAGUUUGCUAAAGACAAAAUCCUCAUGGGCCCUGAGAGAAGGAGUGCAGAAAUAGACAAGAAGAACAAGCUCAUCACAGCGUACCACGAAUCAGGCCAUGCCAUUGUAGCUUACUACACCAAAGACGCCAUGCCGAUUAACAAGGCCACCAUCAUGCCCAGAGGCCCCAGUCUGGGACAUGUGUCGAUGCUCCCCGAAAACGAUCGCUGGAGUGAGACUCGCUCUCAGCUGCUGGCUCAGAUGGACGUCAGCAUGGGCGGCCGUGUGGCAGAGGAGAUUAUAUUCGGCCAUGAGUACAUCACAACCGGUGCAUCAAGCGACUUUGACAGCGCCACAAAGAUCGCUAAGAUGAUGGUGACCAGAUAUGGAAUGUGUGAAAAGCUGGGUGUGAUGACUUACACCGACAUGACGGCCCAGAGCCCAGAGACACAAGCAGCUGUGGAGCAGGAAGUCAGGAUCUUAUUAAAGGAGUCUUACGAGCGAGCCAAAGCUCUGCUGAAGUCUCACACCAAAGAGCACAAAAACCUGGCAGACGCUCUGCUCAUGUACGAGACUCUGGACGCCAAAGAGAUCCAGCUGGUCCUGGAGGGCAAGACGCUGGAGACCAGAUGAAACGUGACAGGAGGGCAACAAUCAGGAGGUAUUGACGGGCUGGGGGAGGGAUUUGAAGAAGCUCAGGGGUCGUGAAGGAGGGAUGGACUCAGAUCGUGAGCAGUUAAUCAGAGUAAGAAGUCUCUUAACAAAUGCUCAUGUGGGACUGUGUCACGUCGUCAUGGUGUCACCUUCCUGUAAUCUCACCAGUAUUCCCAGAUUGGUAGUUUUUCGUUUCGUGUCGCACUUAAACGUGACUUUCUUGUGUUCAGAGGUAAUGUUGCACAGAUUCACUAUGUGAUGAAAUUUAAAGGAUGCUGCUCAGGUCACUUUAUAAGUUGGUGAGAGGAAAUAACACAUGAAUGUAAAAAAGCAUCGAUGUAGGAUUUCUUUAUAAAAACAAAUGGAGUUGAAAUUUGGUCAAAUUUUGUUCAACAAAGUCUGUUUAGAUUCCUGUUUUGUCAGUGGGAGCAGCAUCUUUAACCCAAAGAGCCUCUGUUUAAUCACUGCACCCAACAGACUUCACCUAAAUCUCAUCUCCUGCCCCUCUGCAUUAUGUCCCUGUUACUUUUCUUAAGGUGGCCUUUUGGGGAAUGUACUGUACAUGUAUUUUUUUUCUUUCCUUUUGGAGAAGGAAGUGUAUAAAGUUAAACUAUAACGUCUCCGCACUUUGGGUAAGUGUUCAAAAAGCACUUGUGCACUCUUCGUGUAAUUUAUUUCGUUUAUGCUGCGUGUACAGAUCAAUCAAAAGCUGCUGCUCAGCCUCAAACAGCAUGCAACAAAUAAAAGCCGCGUGUGUGUCGUGAUAGAUCAUUGGGAUCUUUGUUUUUUAAGUUGUAAUGUUGGCCUAAAUUAUUUAGAGACUUAGAAGAUUAUUAUUUUUUCUUGUAAGUACAAAUUUGUGGAUUAAAGACUCUUUAGAUUAUUCGGACAAACAACAAGGCCAGUUAUCAGUUAUUGUCCUGUGGCGUCUCCUUUUGUCGUUACUUGAAACAGAGAUUUCUGACAGCUGUAUGUUUCUGUUUCAGCGCAUUUUGCACAGUGCAGUGGAAGAAAGAUGCCAGUGUUUAUACAGGAAGUUAAGAUGUCAGCUCUAAACUGAUAUCUUUGGCAUGAAAUAAAACAUUUUUUCAACACAGAUUUAAGUUAGAAACUUGCAGAGACAUGCCUCUGUUAAAAUGUUUCCAGUUUCUAAGUGAAUAUUACAGCAGCAGUGUUUGUAGUCCGUAUUUUAGCUUUUUGAACAUUUAAUUAAAAGUAUAUCUCCUGUCAAAAGUACCACCAAUGUAUGUUGUAAUUCAUAGUGUUCCCUUUUCUGUUGUUUUUUUCCUCUAUUUCAGACACUAUUUCUUCUGUUAAUUGGCCUUUUAUCCAUGGUAAGCUGUACAUAUAUGAUGUGGGUGUAAUGGGAACGUUGUAUAUAGAUGUAUAGUUACGCUUUUAUGCUGAGAUGACAUUGAAUGGCUCUCUGCUGUUGAUUGACAAAGUCUCUCAACAAUGUGACAGCAAAUGAUUGAUGAAUGUUUGUGCAGCCAAGAUGAAUAAAAUCAAACCAAAACUA